GUUGAGUGGACCUGAGUGAUCAGAGCAGCGCUUCCUCAGUGAAGACCAAACCGAAAGUAACUCUGAGGAAAGUAACGGUAACAUGUCGCCAUCAUAGUCCGAGAGAAGAUCCCCCAGAUCAGCGCUCUGGACUCAACACGGUUGAUAUUAACACCCUGCUUAUAAGGUCCAUGAUGGAACCUCCACUGAACACUGAAAAAGAGACCAGCUGUGUGUCUAUGAAGAGUGACCGGUCCAUGUGGCUACCUCCUGAAUUCAGCAAUGGAGGAGGACCCAGCUGUGUGUCUAUGAAGAGUGACCGGUCCAUGUGGCUACCUCCUGAAUUCAGAAGAGGAGGAAGAGAAACCAGCUGUGUGUCUAUGAAGAGUGACUGGUCCAUGGGGAACCCUCCUGAAUUCAGAAGAGGAGGAAGAGAAACCAGCUGUGUGUCCAUGGGGCAGUCUCCUGGUUUCAGCAGUGAACCUGUGUCCUCUGACCCAGAGCUGAACGCCACAGAAACAGCACUACAGAUAAACACUGAAAACCUGCAUCUGGAUUCUUAUCAACCAGAGAACGACGUCCUGAACAGAGUCUUAGAGAGACACAAAACCAGCAUGAAGAACAAGUACGAGAGCUUAUUUGAGGGAAUCAAAACUGAAGAGAAUAAAACCCUCCUGAACAGGAUUUACACACAGCUCUACAUCAUAGAGGGAGAGAGUGAAGGAGUGAAUGAAGAACAUGAGGUUCUACAGAUGGAGAAAACAACCAGGAGACGCUUACAAGACAUUCCAAUCGACUGCUUAGAUAUCUUUAAACAUCUACAAGGUCCAAAAGGAGAAACGGAUCAAAACAAGAUCAAAACAGUUCUGACUAAAGGAAUCGCUGGAAUUGGAAAAACUGUCUCUGUGCAGAAGUUCAUUCUGGACUGGGCUGAAGGAAAAACAAAUCAGGAUGUAGAUUUCAUGUUUGUGCUUCCGUUCCGGGAGCUGAACCUGAUUAAAGGCGAUCAAUACAGUCUUCAUGGACUUCUGUGUGGUUUCCAUCCUGAGCUCAAAGAUCUGGACCCAGAGAUUUAUGAUCAGAUCAAAGCUGUGUUUAUAUUUGAUGGUCUGGAUGAAAGCAGAAUUCCACUGAACUUUGAACAGUGUGAGAAAGUAUCUGACAUCACCAUGACAUCAUCAGUGGGAGUGUUGAUGACAAACCUCAUCAAAGGAGAGCUGCUUCCCUCUGCUCUGAUCUGGAUAACCUCCCGACCAGCAGCAGCCAAUCAGAUCCCUCCUAAAUACAUCAACUGUGUGACAGAAAUUCAGGGAUUCAAUGACCCACAGAAGGAGGAGUACUUCAGGAAGAGGAUCAGUGAUGAAGACCAAGCCCAGAGAAUCAUCUCCCACAUUAAGACAGUGAGGAGCCUCCACAUCAUGUGCCACAUUCCAGUCUUCUGCUGGAUCUCAGCCACUGUUCUUCAGAGAAUCAUGAAACAGCGUCACACAGAAAUCCCUAAAACUCUGACUGAAAUGUACUCACACUUCCUGAUCACUCAGACCAACAUGAAGAGCGAGAAGUAUGAGGAGAAACAUGAGAGAAACCCAAAGAAGCUGCUGGAGUCCAACAGAACCAUGAUACUGAAACUGGCCAAACUGGCUUUCAACCAGCUGAUGAAGGGCAAUGUGAUGUUCUAUAAAGAGGACCUGAGAGAGAACGGCAUUGAUAUUACUGAUGCCUCAGUGUAUUCUGGGAUUUUCACUGAGAUCUUUAGGGAGGAAUGUGUGCUUUUCCAGAAGAAGGUCUACAGCUUUGUUCAUCUGAGCUUUCAGGAGUUUCUGGCUGCUGUCUUUGUAUUUCACUGCUACGAGAACCAGAUCAUGGAGCCUGUGCAGUGUUUAAAACCAAGAAAUACACUAAAUGGGUUUUUAAACUCACAAUACAGAGGGCGGUCUAAGAAAGUUCCACUCUAUAAGCUGCUGGAGGGAUCACUGCAUAAAGCCUUAGAGAGUCAGAAUGGACACCUGGAUCUUUUCCUCCGUUUUCUACUGGGCAUCUCACAAGAUUCAAAUCAGACACUCCUACAGGGUCUACUGAGACACAAACAGAGACCACCAGAGACAAUUAAAGAGUACAUCAAGGAAGUAAUAAAUAAAGAUCACAUCUCAACUGAAAGAUCCAUUAAUCUUUUCUUCUGUCUGUCUGAAAUGAAUGACCAGACUCUCUUCAGACAGAUUGAGGAGUAUCUAAAAUCAGAGAAACACUCAGAGGAGAAACUCUCUCCUGCACAGUGUUCAGCAGUAGCCUAUAUGAUCCUGAACUCAGGAGAGGUGAUGGAUGAGCUGGACCUGAAGAAAUACAGGACAUCAGGGGAGGGUUAUAGGAGACUGAUCCCAGCUGUGACCGUCUGCAGAAAAGCCCUACUUGCUGGCUAUAAUCUCAACAGGGACUCCUUUGAAACUGUCUGUUCUGCUCUACAAUCAGCAAACUGCCCCCUCAAAGAUCUGAACCUCAGUUCCAAUGACCUGCAGGAUACAGGAGUGGAGCUGCUCUCUGCUGGGCUGAGGAGUUCACACUGCAAACUGGAGAAACUCAGAUUAGCAUCCUGUAAGCUUGGUGCGAAGCUUGUGAAAUUCUCAGCUCUAUUCUGCAAUCAGCAAACUCCUCUCUGAAAGAGCUGGACCUCAGUAGCAAUGACCUCCAGGACUCCGGAGUGAAGCUGCUCUCAGUGGGAUUGAAGAGUUCACACUGUAAACUGGAAAUACUGAGGUAACAAAAUAAUUAAAAACAC
Molecule: messenger RNA, 2752 nt
Organism: Colossoma macropomum (tambaqui)
Lineage: Eukaryota; Metazoa; Chordata; Actinopteri; Characiformes; Serrasalmidae
Product: NLR family CARD domain-containing protein 3-like
Exons: 5
Coding region: 171-2633 (820 amino acids)
Molecular function (GO): protein binding
Source: RefSeq, a predicted model, not a curated record